Molecule: messenger RNA, 2099 nt
Organism: Trematosphaeria pertusa
Lineage: Eukaryota; Fungi; Ascomycota; Dothideomycetes; Pleosporales; Trematosphaeriaceae
Exons: 1
Coding region: 338-1969 (543 amino acids)
Source: RefSeq, a predicted model, not a curated record
ACGCCAAGGAACGCCUCCUUCGCCACACGUGUUCAGCUUGACCGGUAGGCAGGUUUGUUGUUGCAAUAUGACCUGCUAUGAGACGGCCUGAGAUAUUCUGAGGGGCAUGGCUAAGUGGACACUGACAGUGCGCAUCACGUGCUCAUGGGUGAAAACAAGCUUUGGCUAUGCCUUCUGCAGCUAGUCCGAUCCACACAGCGCGUCCAGCCCAUGUUUUGGAUUCACCACUCCACCUAAAUAGCCCUCUACGACCAUAUUCGAAACGGCUCCCUAUCACGCUCAUUCAGUCGCACACGAUACGCAUUCAUAUUCUAACCUUCGCCGCUCGAAUCCGACCAUGCCGCGCCCCAAGAGGGCAAAAGUCGCGUUGACGACCACACGCGUCGCGACAACGUCAAGCGCCACAGAUCCCGCUCCCCGCCGGCGCAUAGUCACCAAAGCGCGAAGAGACGACGCCCCCAAACCUUUGGAGAGCUUCAGCGAUGACAGCGAUGGGCUGGUGGUCAAGUCAACGCGCCCACAGAGGAGGAUGCCAUGGCAGCCAGCGCGGCAGGAGGACGUCGACCUGACAAUGACUGGCGCGCUUCCGCCAGACAACGAGGAGGAUGCACCAGUAAAAUCGAUUAAGAAUCUCACGCCACCGUCGAAGAGUACAAGACAGACACGCGCAUCCAAGGGCAGCACAAGAGGUUCUUCAGUGAGGAAAUUGUCAGCAGCAUCUUCCAGAGUCAAGUCGCGCUCUGCGCAGAAGAGGGCGCAUGACGCGCCUGCACAUGAGGAAGACAGCAGUGGCUUUGGCGAUAACCUGUUGACCUUCACAUCUCUCGAUUCGGAGUCCCCAGCCCAUGGAACACGCCCGCCAUCCGCAAUCAAAGUCGGCGCAACGCCGGCGCACGAGACAUCUAUCCUUGCGUUGACGAAUUUCAAGCGGAGGGCUAGACAACCCAGCCUCCUGCGCAUGGUGCAUCAGACCACCGAUGUUGAAGACAAUGACCUAGACGACCUGGGCGACUUGGAUGAUUUCCACCCAGAUGCUGAGUCUACGCCGCUCCGUGUACAGAAGAGCGCGCCUGGAGAGGAGGCGGGCAACAAAAGCGGACUCAGUCUUUCCAGCUCAAGUUCCCGGGGAACGAAGCGGAAGCUAUCGUCUCCCGUAGUGCAAGUCCCACGUUCUUCUCCACCGUAUGAUCCCCCAUCUGGUCCUGACGUAGACUCGCGGUCACCAUCUCCAAGUUUGCCGGAAGUAGUACAAAGUACCGAAGAGGCACAGGAAAACGUGGACCGAGCCCAGCCAGACAUCCUCAGCGAGACGAUGGCACCGCCUAUGUCCAGCAGUGAUUAUCCGGUGGACGAGAUUGAGGACCCUCCGGAGUCUGCCGUCAGGCCGCGACAGAGCAGAAGACGAGGAACAGCGAAGAACGCAGGGAAGGACGUCGAAUCAGGUUGUGAAGAGACGGAUGGCCCGAAGAAAGCGAAAGGGAGACAGAAAGCACGAAGGAAUCACGGCAUAUCCACGGCGAAGCUGCAAGCACUCCUUCCGCGACGGCGAACCCGAAUGCCGCAAGAGGACGAAUAUGAUUUGCAAUCUUCAGAUGAUGGGUUCCCGGCUGACUCGGAUCAAGAUGAGCUGCAAUUGCCACCGCGUCGCCUGGCGCCCACAGCUCGGAAAUCAGCAGCUCCCAAAUCGACCAGAAAAGUAUCACGCGCGAAGAAAAGUACUACGGCAACCAAACCUGCUCAAGAGAACACAAGGACAUACAGCCGUCGGACUUCUUCUGACAAGGAGAACGGAGCUGCUGUUGAGCUUGAAGAAGAUAGCGACGAGAUUGAGGAGACGACAGAGCCUUCCAUUACCAGACCUUCGGCCACUCUUGAAGCGAUCGCUAAGAAGUUCGAGGAGGUCGAUGCAUUUGAGAUGGAAUUCGAAAGCGUCAGCUACGUCGAGCAGAGCUCUAGUCCUUGGCGAUGAGGCCGAUUCAUUCCUGGGUUGCUUUUCGCCGCGGCGCUCAAUGGGUAUUCUGGAUGUGGAUGGAAUGACUACCUGCUGGGUUCGAUGAAUGAAUGAUGAUAUACCUAGGGUACUCGGCUAGUUUGCUCUG